Erythranthe guttata (spotted monkey flower) is the source of this 558-nucleotide messenger RNA. Lineage: Eukaryota; Viridiplantae; Streptophyta; Magnoliopsida; Lamiales; Phrymaceae. The record is from RefSeq and is a predicted model, not a curated record.
AUGCCGUUACUUUGUUCAAGAUGUGGUGAAGAUCAUUACACUAGCCAAUGUUGGUAUGCACCGAAAGCGAAUAAUUUCAUAGAUAACACCAACGGCGGUUAUUGGAACACAUACACCAACACGCCACGAGAGCCCACUGUUCAGGAGUGUUCUUUGAAUUCCGUCCUGGAAGAAUUUAUGAAAUCCACUCAAGCAUCUAUCCGGAGACUGGAGUUACAGUUGGAAGAAUUCAAGCGCCAAAGGGUCGAAAACAUGUUCAAGGGGUCCAGACGGCUGUCCGAAAUCGCAAGCAAAAUCCCAGACGGUCGUCCGGGAAACAGAAGGCCGCAUUCUGCAGCUCUGUCUAAGAAGGAGGAGAAGGAGAAGAAGGAGAAGAAGAAUAAGGAGGAGAAGGAGAAGCAGGAGAAGCAGGAGGAGAAUGAGGAGAAGGAGAAGAAGGAGAAGAAGAAGAAGGAGGAGAAGGAGGAGAAGGAGAAGCAUGAGAAGCAGGAGGAGAAGGAGGAGAAGGAGGAGAACAAGGAGAAGAAGAAGAAUAAGAUUGAUGGUUUUGGGUGUUGA